AUGUCCCUGCCCAUUUCCCCCCCUCCUCCGCCCACCGAGCUCAUCCGCGCCGUCCCAGCCCCGGCCCUAGCCAUGUCCAACACCGCGAGCUCGUCCACCGAGGGCCCGCAGCCGACGCCCGCCCUGCCCCCCGCCAACGCCGACUUCAACCAUUCCGACACAACGGUACCCGAUCUGCUCCAGCAGCUCGACGCCGUCGAGAAAGCGUCUGGGCCCACCACGCCCGUCGACGACCGUGAUCCGUUCAAGUUUCGCGGCGCGUACAAGUCCCCCGACGAGCUCACCGCCCUCCGCAGGCGGCGCAAAGGCAAGCCCUUGGAGAGGUACCACCGGCGCCAGAACAACCUCAUCGAUGACCUCCUCAAGACCAUGGACGAGCAUACAAACGAGGCUCGCGAGGAGGAGGAACAGUCUCGCCUCGCCAUCCGCAUCGCUGUCUGGGCCAGUCUGGUCGCCAACCUUAGCCUAUGCAUCCUCCAGAUGUAUGCCGCCAUCUCCUCCUUGUCGCUCUCCCUCCUCGCCACCGGCAUCGACUCCGUUUUCGACAUCGGUAGCAACGUCCUGCUCGUUUGGCUCCACAGAAAGGCCAGUGCCCUCGACGUCAACAAGUGGCCUGUCGGUGGCUCCAGGCUCGAGACCAUCGGCAACAUUGUCUACGGUUUCCUGAUGGGUUCCGUCAACCUGGUCGUCGUUGUCGAGUCGGCUCGUACCUUGAUUGAUCACUCGGGCGACGACACCAACUCACUCCAUGUGCCCUCACUCAUCGCUGUCGGCGCUGCUCUCGGCGUCAAGUUCUUACUGUUCCUCUACUGCUUGGGGUACCGUGGCGCGUCCAGCCAAGUCCGCAUGCUGUGGGAAGACCACCGAAACGAUUUGUUCAUCAACGGGUUCGGAUUGCUCAUGUCCGCGGGUGGCAGCAAGCUUGCGUGGUGGCUCGACCCGAUGGGAGCGAUUCUCAUCGCUUUCGGUGUCAUUGUCGCGUGGUCACGCACAAUCUACCGCCAAUUCGAGCUCCUCGCCGGGAAGUCCGCCCCACACGACUUCCUCCAGCUCCUCAUCUACAAAGCGAUGACUUUCAAUGAUGAGAUCGAGAAAAUCGAUACUGUCCGCGCGUACCACAGCGGUCCCGACUACUAUGUCGAGGUCGACGUCGUAAUGGACGCAAACACCCCUUUGUGGAAGGCGCACGACGUCGCCCAGAACCUCCAAGAUAAGAUUGAAGUCCUGCCUAACGUCGGACGGGCCUUCGUGCACGUCGACCACGAGACCACACACAGUCCCGAGCACCGGGCGAAGACUCUGUAG
This is a messenger RNA of Epithele typhae, 1305 nucleotides long. RefSeq names its product CDF-like metal transporter. Gene Ontology annotation, cellular component: membrane. The coding region runs from base 1 to 1305 and encodes 434 amino acids. Gene Ontology annotation, molecular function: monoatomic cation transmembrane transporter activity. Gene Ontology annotation, biological process: monoatomic cation transport; transmembrane transport. The transcript is spliced from 13 exons. Lineage: Eukaryota; Fungi; Basidiomycota; Agaricomycetes; Polyporales; Epitheliaceae. The record is from RefSeq and is a predicted model, not a curated record.